Messenger RNA from Emiliania huxleyi CCMP1516, 1218 nucleotides. RefSeq lists its product as hypothetical. The transcript has 4 exons. Gene Ontology annotation, molecular function: GTPase activity. The record is from RefSeq and is a predicted model, not a curated record. Lineage: Eukaryota; Haptophyta; Isochrysidales; Noelaerhabdaceae. The coding region runs from base 121 to 1218 and encodes 365 amino acids.
CGCGUCCAGGGCACAAGCUCAAGCUGGCACAAGCUCUACAAGCUCAAGCACCGCCCGGGCCGCGAAAUCGCACAGUGACAGUUCAUCCACCAGGACUCGGGCCCCGCUCCGCCGCCGUUCAUGAUUCUCCUGCCCCUGCUCCUCGCCCUGCCUCCGCUCGGCCUUCGUCGCCCCGCGCCGCUGGCGCGGCGGUGCGCGCCUCCGGUCGCGGCAGAGGCGCUCGUGCCCCGGAACCGCGUCGCCUGCUACGGCUGCGGCGCAGAGCUGCAGGCCGACGUGGCUGGUUCGCCCGGCUACAUGGAGCCAGAGCGGUACAAGAUGAAGCGCAAGCGCCGCCAGCUCCGCGAGUCGCUCUGCGACCGGUGCCGCCGCCUGAGCUCGGGCGAGAUCCUGCCAGCCGUUGUCGAGGGUCGGCUCAAGCGGCCGUCGGGCGCGGCGGUCGGCGAGGAGGGGAGAGGGAUCACGACACCCGAGGCGCUGCGCGGCGUCCUCCUCCCGCUGCGCGAGCGGCCUGCCCUCAUCGCUCUCCUCGUCGACUUGACAGACGUGGCUGGCACGCUGCUCCCGCGCGUGCGCGAGCUCGUGGGCGGAAACCCGAUCUUGCUGAUCGGCACGAAGCUCGACCUGCUGCCGCGCGGUACGGAGCCUGAGCGGGUGGCGGACUGGCUCAGCGGCGCGGCGCGCAAGAUCGGCGGCGUCGUCGACGUGCACCUCGUCUCGUCUAAGGCGGCCCCUCCUCGGCUGUCGGUGGGCAGCGUGGGCAGCGUGGGCACACCGACGAGUGGCUUGGCAGGCACCUCCUUCUUCUGGGGCGGUCUCGCGCGCAUCGACGUCGUCUCCGCGCCGCCCGCGCUGCGGCUCACCUUUUGCACCGGCGGCUCGCGGCUGAGGCUGCACGAGUGCCCGACGGCCGAGGCGGCCGAGGCGCACGCGGCGAGGGCGGGCAUCGAGUGGACCCCUCCGCAGGACGCCGCUUCGGCGGCGGAGCUGGGGGAGCUGCAGCUGGCGCGGACGGCCCGGCUGCGCCUCACGCCGUGCGAGCAGGCGGCCGACCUCGCAAUCUCGGGGCUGGGGUGGGUCUCGGUCGGAUGCCUGCCGACCCUGCAGCAGGGGGCGCUCGAGGCGACCCUCGCCGUGUGGGUGCCUCGCGGCGUGGAGGUCUUCGUGCGCCCGCCGAUGCCCGUGGGUGGGCUGCCCACUGUCGGGAGCGAGGCGUGA